AUGAAAUUAGCUGAAUGGUUGAGCAAACAAGCUGACAAAGAAAGAGAAAGAGAAGAAAAAAAGAGGGCAAAGUUGGAAAAACUUGCAUCAGAUCCAAAACAUUAUUUUGAUGACCCUAAAUACCAUGAACAAAAGCAAACUAUAAUGGAGAACAUUGAUGAUGCUUUGACACAAGGUAUGCAGGCUUCGGCAUCAGAGGAACCGAGCACUUCUGGUGUGUCUAUGAAAAGAAAGGAACAAGACGAUGGAAUCAGUAGAAAAAAACAAAAAAUGUGGGUAGGCAUUGACCUGGACAGUGAUUCUAGUUCAGACGAAGAGAAUUUUCAAAGUUACCUUCAACGUGUUAAAGAAAGUGAUAAAAGUGACAUGCAAAAAGGUGAUAUACCGGUACAAAAAGACAGCCGAACUACCGAUAACUUGCAAUGCAGUGAAGAAAAAAAACAAGAAAUAUUAGAUGAUACAGUUAUUUCUGAAUCAGCAUCAACUGACACGAUUACUAUUACAGAGUCAGUGAAUUUGGAAGACUAUGCUUCGGCUGUUGACCUUGAAGUGUUAGGUCUAGAACGACUGAAGUAUGCCUUAACAGCAGUUGGAUUGAAAUGUGGUGGCACACUUCAAGAAAGAGCUCAAAGAUUAUUCUCUAUUAAAGGACUCAAACACGAUCAAAUUGAUCAAUCUUUAUUUGCCAAACCAAGUCGGGGAAAAGCUAAAAGAAAAUAA
This is a messenger RNA of Saccoglossus kowalevskii, 720 nucleotides long. RefSeq names its product splicing regulator SDE2-like. NCBI's taxonomy places the organism in Eukaryota, Metazoa, Hemichordata, Enteropneusta, Harrimaniidae. Gene Ontology annotation, cellular component: nucleus. The record is from RefSeq and is a predicted model, not a curated record.